Messenger RNA from Argiope bruennichi, 667 nucleotides. Its product is annotated as U-scoloptoxin(19)-Tl1a-like. The transcript is spliced from 3 exons. Bases 48 to 416 code for a protein of 122 amino acids. The record is from RefSeq and is a predicted model, not a curated record. Lineage: Eukaryota; Metazoa; Arthropoda; Arachnida; Araneae; Araneidae.
UGGACAUAUUCGUUUGCUGUCAUCUGUAGUCUGGGGCACUAGCAGCUAUGAUGGGUAAGCGUGGUGUGCGCCUUUGCAGCUCUUCUGCCCUCCGCCGACGCUCUGUUGUGCUUCUCCUGCUCUGUGUCGUCAUGGCAACAGCUGAAAUAUUGAAAAUUGUUGAUCCAAAAUGUUUAAGCAUCGGUGGAAUUUGCGUCGAUGAAAAUUCUUGCCCUCAAGAAUCAAGAGCCAAUGAAAGUGGAUUAUGUGCGCAAGAUGAAUCAAGGAAAGGGGCUUGCUGUUUCAGAACCCCAGAUGAUGUGUCGUGUAGAGAUCAUGGCGGGCGAUGUGGUGGACACGAAGAAUGCAGUAAAGUAAAAAAUUUCGGAACACUCGAUUGUAAAGAUGGCACGCAGUGUUGUUUACUCAUUUAUUAAAACGACUAUUGCUAUUAAACGAUCACAUGAUUAAAAAUGUCAUGUUGUUGUUUAGUUCUUGAUUUUCUGUACAAAUUAAUAUUACUAUAUGUGAUAUGAAUUACUUUUUGUAGCAAUAAUAUAUAGCUGUGAAACAAAUAUACUGUUUCCAUUUUCAAUUUUUGCAUUUUAUUAUGUUGUAGACAUAUAUAAUCAUAUGUGAUUAGAAAAAUUUAUUGCAUCAAUAAAGUUUAAUUUGGUACUUUUAAAAA